Tricharina praecox is the source of this 762-nucleotide messenger RNA. Its product is annotated as complex 1 protein. Lineage: Eukaryota; Fungi; Ascomycota; Pezizomycetes; Pezizales; Pyronemataceae. The record is from RefSeq and is a predicted model, not a curated record. The transcript is spliced from 4 exons. Gene Ontology annotation, biological process: iron-sulfur cluster assembly. Gene Ontology annotation, cellular component: L-cysteine desulfurase complex; mitochondrion. The coding region runs from base 104 to 424 and encodes 106 amino acids.
UCUCUGGCGUCCCCCACAUCUGCCCCAUCAGCCCCAUCUCACACACAUCGCCGCAAGCAUUUUCACCACCACCACCUCGCAUAUCCACACGUACGCCGCAGAUAUGGCCGAGACAGCACAGACAGCGCGGUCACUGUACCGCAACCUCCUCCGCUUCUCGAACCGCUUCGCCGCCUACAACUUCCGCGAAUACGCCAAGCGACGCUCGCGCGAUGCGUUCCGCGAGCACCGGCUGGAGCAUGAUCCCCAGCGUGUCCAGGAGCUGAUUGCGCGCGGUCAGCGCGAUCUCAAAGUGCUGCAGAGACAAACCAUGUUGAGCCAGUAUUUCCAGCUCGAUCGGUUGGUCGUUGAGGGCGGCGCUUCGGGAAAGCAGAAGGGCACCAAGGGCGAUAUUGCUAGACUGAAGGAUACUGGUUGGGACUAAAUGGCUCGCAUCAAUUCAUCCGUCCAGACUGGAGUUCUUUGCAACGUUGUACUUCAUGAAUAAGAAAUCAUUUCCGAAUUCCCCGGGCAUACAUAUGUGCACCCGGAAUUCCUUGUGCAUACAUCAUAUCACCUCUCUCUCUCCGUGAUGCAAUUUGAAGUUACCGACUUGAAAGGACUGGAUUUAUUUUCUCACAGUGUACCAUCCUGGCUGUGUAUCGGAGUUCCGGGCUGGAUUGUCGCAGUGGCUACAUGGUUAGAGGGGUGAACCCGCCAGCGGAAUCAGCUACGCCUAGGUAUCACAGAAGGAUUGAUGGAAGGAUCAGGCAGAUCUUUGUA